CCUAUUUGGAAUUGCGAGCGAGAGAGAGAGAAGAGAGAGAGAGAGGGUUUCUUUUCGUUUGGCGAGAGGGAUUCUCCGGAGGAGAAGAGGGAUUUGGAUGCGAAUAGCGACCGAGAGAGAUCUGGAGCUCCAUCUCGUUUCCGGUUUGAAUUGAGCCGGAAUUUUGGCGAUUCGAUGGCAAUUUGAGAUCCUUGCGAGGAAGUCAUUCUCAUCCUGUUCUAGAAGUUCUUCUGAAUUCAUGGCAGAUUGUGGACUCCCUGUUGUUUCUCUUCUGCAGUCGCUCAAUUUCAUCUUGUUAUAAGUCAUUGGGAUAUGGUUUUGCAACGGAGGUUGGAUUGCGGAUCCAGUGGCUACCAUGCCCCUGUGAUGCCACACGUUCCAAGAUCUGCCAGGGGAAAGCGUUCGAUAAGAAAGAAGGUCGAGGGCAAGCCAUUGUGUGCAUUUGAUUUGCUUGCUACUGUAGCAGGUAAAUUGUUAUCGGAGAGGGAAAAUUCUCUGGCUUCAUGUGACAAUACUGGAACAUCUGACCCUGCUGCAGCAAAGGAUACCAUUAAACGGGAGCAAAUAGACAGUAACGAGAGGUCAAUCAAAUUUGAAGCGUUUGAUUUGCUGAGCUGUAAUGAACACCCGAAGUCUUCAAAAGCAACAUCGUCAGGACCUACUUCUCCCAUUGUAAAGUCAGAGAUAUCAGAUGAGGAUGCUGUUGGUGGAGAGUCAAAAUUCAUCGAAGACAGUCAUAAAAUUGGAUGUGGUGUUGCUGCUGUUGCUGAAAAUUUCGACAAUGUGAGGAUUUCUUCUUGUUCCAUGGAAUCACAUGAAUGUAAAGAUGGGAGCAAGAAACUACCACAAGGUCAACAGCAAACAGCAGGAAAUGCAACAGAUGGAAAUGCUCUAUAUCGUUUGGAUGGUCUUGUGGACUUGGAUGCCAAACAUUCUGUUUUAGGUAGCUCUGACAGCAGUGUUGAAGUUCCCCUACACAGGAACAACAUUUAUCGUAACACUUUGUUACCCAAGCAGGAAGAUGGUAUGGAUCUUGCUGCAUGUAAUGAUGAUGACGAAAAUUCUUCUGGAUGCACUCAUCCAACUGUUGUUACUAAUAAGACCUCUAGGAUGCAGCAUAUAGGUGACCGUAGGAUAAGGAAGCUCUUAGCAUCUAAGUUCUGGAGAGUAGCCCCAACGAUGUUGCAGGACAGUGAAACAUCUAACUAUGAUGUAGAACAGAAGCAUGCUCUACAAGGCAAGAGAAUGUGUUAUACACGCCAAAGAACGCAGAGGAACUCCUCCAAGAGAAGGAAAUUGUUUGAUCGUUGUUCAGUAUCAGUUUGUGGUGGAGGGAUUUAUGAUGAAGAUGUGUCAAAUUUAUGUGAAAAUGGUGGGAUCAAAUUAGAAACAUAUGAUUCACAAGGCAAUUUGUGUGAAGCAAAUGGUGCAUCAUCAACCACAACUGGACAAAAGUCAUGCUAUGAAUCACCAGAAUACCAUGUGAAACUCAGCAUUAAAUCUUUUAAGGUGCCAGAACUUGUUAUUGAGAUUCCUGAAACUGCUACAGUUGGUUCCCUAAAGAGGACAGUACUGGAUGCUGUGACUGCAAUCCUCGGGGGUGGACUGUGUGUCGGUGUUCUUCUUCAAGGAAAGAAGGUUAGAGAUGACAACAAGACCUUGCACCAGGUUGGGAUUUCUCAUGGUGACAAACUGGAUAACUUAGGGUUUACAUUGGAGCCAAAUCCUAGACAAUCUCCAGCACCACUAACAAGUUCCGAAGACCCAAAUUUUCUAAGUAUUGGUUGUGCGCCUGAACCACUGGAUAGGAUUUCCCCUGUAGCUCCUGCUGUGGUAGAUCAAGGAGGGCCAGAUGCCACUCAAUUUCUACAGAUCUGUCCAGAGAGUGAUCAUGAUUCGGUUCCGUCUCCAACUGAUGCCGCAUCAUCACUAGAAAAAACAAAAGCAAACUCGCUAGCACUGGUAGCUGUGCCACCCAUGGAUACUGAGGCACUGGCCAUGGUUCCACUUCGUAACAAGCCCAAGCGUUCUGAAGCCACUCAACGCCGGGUUCGUAGGCCCUUCUCCGUUGCCGAAGUGGAAGCUCUGGUUCAGGCAGUCGAAAAACUCGGGACGGGAAGGUGGCGAGAUGUCAAACUCUGUGCCUUUGAGAAUGCAAAGCACCGGACUUACGUAGAUCUCAAGGACAAAUGGAAGACGUUGGUGCACACAGCCAGGAUUUCCCCGCAGCAGAGGAGGGGAGAACCAGUCCCUCAAGAGCUCUUGGACCGGGUGCUCUCAGCCCAGGCCUACUGGUCCCAGCAGCAAGCCAAGCUGCUGCUGAAACCACCGGCUUCAGCUGAGACUCGUCUGCUCCUCUAGUCCCACAGCCUCUCCUCUCCUAUUCCACGAGGGGAGAAGCCAAUCUACCCCUGUAAAGAUCUCCCGAAACAUUCAGAAAACAAAAAAACAAGGUACAAGUAGCUGACGAAGUUGUGUUAUAUUCACUCACACCAUUCUUUCAAGCCACGGGUUCUUCUUCCUGUGUGAAUUAAGAAGGAAAAGAGCUUUCUUGGGCGAAAAAGUCACAAAUGGGUGUAAAAAUAUCUGAUUGCAACCAGUGACACCCUCACCUGUUUAACUCGAUUCUUUCUGUUCAAUUGGACCAGUUUGGUUCUCUUUUUCUAUUUACUGAUUCUUUUCUUGUUUUCUUUUACAUCGAAACAUUUACUUCGUGUAACAACAUGUGAUUCAUUUGAUCCUGCAAUACAAACAUCAUUCACUUUCUACUUCAA
This is a messenger RNA of Musa acuminata subsp. malaccensis (wild Malaysian banana), 2774 nucleotides long. Its product is annotated as telomere repeat-binding protein 2. NCBI's taxonomy places the organism in Eukaryota, Viridiplantae, Streptophyta, Magnoliopsida, Zingiberales, Musaceae. Gene Ontology annotation, molecular function: protein binding. The record is from RefSeq and is a predicted model, not a curated record.